This is a messenger RNA of Tinamus guttatus (white-throated tinamou), 2946 nucleotides long. NCBI's taxonomy places the organism in Eukaryota, Metazoa, Chordata, Aves, Tinamiformes, Tinamidae. The record is from RefSeq and is a predicted model, not a curated record.
GACUGUCACACAAGUUCCGCCAGGAUAAUGGACCCUAAGGUGCGAGAGAGUGAAGGAUUUGGAGAGGACAAUUCAGGAAAGAAAAAAUCCAAGUUCAAAUCUUUCAAAAAGUUUUUUGUUAAAAAGAAAAGGAAAGAGACGUUGUCGCCUACUGAAAACAGCAGCCUGAAGCUCUUCCAGUCCACGAGCGAUGUCGCAGCGUCACAAGGGACGCAUGUUAGUUAUGAUUCUGAGGAGGAACUUGAGACCCACAAAGGCAUUAUGGGGAGCAGAGCUUUGUCCCAUGACAGCAUUUUCAUCCCAGAGACUGGGCAAGAGCCUGCCAGGCCAGUAAGAGUGUUUUCUCAGGAGAACGUUUCUGAUCGAAUUAGAGCUUUACAGCUGAAACUACAGCACAACAUGAAACUGGGGCCUCCACCCCCAUCUGGACUUUAUGCAAAGCGCUCGGAGGAUGCUGGCGCCAGCUCUGAAGAUGAUGGAUUGCCCAGGAGUCCUCCAGAAACGUCUUUGCUCCAUGAAAUCCUAAAUUCAGGCACGACGAGAUUCUCUGACUCUCACAAGCACCUUAGCUCUUUGAGUUUAGCUGGAACAGGCAGUGAAGAAGAAGAACAGGUCACGCUGAGUCCAUCUAGACCUCAAUCUACAGCCGACCAGCGGUUCCCUAGGCAGGGAAGUGCUAAAACUGGAGCUCCCCGGAUAUCUGACAGCAGCAUCUCGCCCACGGCCAAUUUUGAUGCUCCACCUGAGCUCUCCUCUUGCUUGGAUAAUUCUGCUGCUAAACAUAAACUUUUAAUAAAACCCCGGAAUCAGAGAUCCAGUAAAAUGAGAAGAUUUUCUCAGAGGACCCAGUCUGAAUCUCUGUCUGAUUUAAGCUGUACACCAGAGGAAGAGGAGGAUGAUGGCAAAGAGAUGCAGAUAGACUUGCCAGAUACUCCGCUGAAAACCAGUGAGCAAGAGCUGCCGUGCGGCGCAGCUGCAGCACAGGAUGUGGCUUCCUGGCAGAAGCCCAGGGCACCCGAGGACCUUUUCCCUGGUUUGAGACCAGCAGUGACUCAUCCUGCUCCUGAGUCUGCUGCUGUGCAGGAAGCCCUGCUACCAGAGAAUAAACCAGAGCGCUGCCAACCAAUGCAGGAAACUGUGUGCACAAAGCCUGAUUUCUCAUUGCUGCUGGAAGGUGAAGACCACACAACUUCUCCCUGCUCCAGUCUAGACACAGAAAUACAGAAGCGAAAAGAUUCCUCGGAAGCACUGUCUCUGUUGUCUGGAGAUAAGUGUGAUGAGUCAGUUGAUACUCUAGAUCAAGAACAUAAGGAGCUUCCUACUGUAUCUUCAGUAUGCAAAACAGCAUCCGAAGAAGAUAUUUCCCUUAAUAAAUAUAGUCUUCUCUGUUUGGACAGUUCAGAAGAAGGCAAACAGGAAGAUCAGACACAUGUGGAAAUGCGCUGUAAUAAUGUGGAAACACCCUGUAAUGAAGCAAAGAAAGAGGUUGCUGUGUUAUCAGAAUCUACCCAGCAGUUUCCCAUAGGUUCUUCCCAGAAUAUGGACUCAUUUGCUUUCCCUUCCCAUAUUCCACAUCCUAUUUCUUCAACAGAGAUGAGAUCAUCUGCUUCCUGGGAUCUAGAGAAAACAAAGAAUACACAAGAGGUAGUUCCUUCUGAUAAGAACUGUCAGUUACUGGCCCACAAAGAGGAAAUUUGGGGGAAGAAAGCGGAAAAAGCAGUCAAUGAACUCGAUGCCUUGAGAAAAUUUUCUGUGUCCUCUGCACGAGAAAGGCCAAGGACCAGAAGCCUACACUUCCCAGAAAGCUCAACAGGUGAGAAUCCAUUGAAUACCAGAUUCUUCCUGUCCAAAGCAAAAACAUCCUUGAGAAAUGAGAUGUGGAAAGAUUUGCAGGUGCCAUCCGAUCCGGGGGAGAGGAAAGACAGCGACAAAAACCGGACUUUGCUGCCAGAGGGCAGCAGUGAGAACACAGGCCAAUCUGCAGAGACGUUGGCUGGCUGUGUCUCUCAGGCUGUUGAUGCGGGUCCAGUCUCAAGUGAUUCUUCUGUGGUAUCGCAGAGUCAGCCUGACUGUGAAGAUAAAAGUCCUUUUCAAGUAAAACUUAGAUCCACCUCACUCUCCUUGAAAUUUGGAGACAACUCUUCACACGAAUCAAAAGGGGUUAAGAGGUACAGUGAAGAGUUUAAUUUGGAAAAUGAAGGAUUGACUUCAUUUCCAAAAGGUGAAAAGGCGCAGAUCAGAAGGACGAAUGAUACAAAUAUUGGUGGUUCUUUAAAUGAUAACAUCAAAUCCAAAGCCAAGUCCUCUGAUCAGAUUAGUGGCAAACCUCCAUUGCCGAAGAAGCCUGUCUUACAAAACAUAACUGUUCCAAAUACCAAUGCAAGCAGGGAGAAACAGGACAAAGUCACUGAGUCUGCCGAACCCAGAAAUGAAGAAAGAGACUUGGAGAAAAAGUCAAGUCCUGGUAAAGUGCCUGAGCGAAGCGUGCCUUCCCUGGGGACUGCUGGAGACUCCGGAAGAGAACCCGACAUUCCCACAGAGCCAGCCUGGAUCUCCAUCGCCAGGCAGAAGCAGAGAGGCCCACACCAGGAGCAGGAGCUUAACAGAGAAAAACUGGCACCUCCGGAUAUUAAGUCAGAUACAGAAAAACACAAUAAGGAGAAGGAAAGGACAGAGGGGUUGGUGAAGCAGCACUGGAGCAGACCUUCACACAUAGCACCUAAAACCUUUUCUGAAGAACUGAGGAACGAGACAAAGUCUGAAAAGAAAGAGCUGCUGCUGAGGACCAACUCGCUGUCUCAUUCUGUGCCUGGGGCUCCGGUGGAUAAGGAGGAAGCGAGUCAGGUCAAGAAAGCCGGUGCCGCCGUGGCAGCCCAGCCGUCCUGGAUGGAGCUCGCCAAGAAGAAGGCGCAAGCGUGGAGCGAUAUGCCACAGAUCAUCAAGUAG